UAUCGAUACAGGUGAUCACCAUUACAAUUCGAACAAUUCCAUCCUUUUUUCAUUUCUUUCUCUUUACCGAUGCAAUAGUGACCAACGUGAGUGGUAGAAGAUACAAGGUUCCAUAUUGGAAAGGGAUAUUGUGAUGGAAAGGUACUGAAACGAAGUUAAAUUCACUUUUGGAACCUGAAAUUGUUCUGUAGCUGUAGCCCCCCCAACAAUGCUAACCGGAGCAGAAUUCGUGCUUUCACCAGUUGGCGUGACGAAAAUCGUUUCAUUACUCUGCAUGAUCAUUGCCGGUAUGAUCUUCAUUACCACAGGGGAUUGCAAUGAGUCCACAUUCUGGGCGGCAACGUAUAUUACUGUUACAACUGCGAGUGCCGUGCUUACGAUGAUAUCCUACUCCAGUUACGCUUUAAAUUUGGUCAAAGCAGAAGCAGCACUCAAAAAGCAGCACAUAAUAGUGCUAGCGUUAUCUUAUGUCGUUUUCUUCAUUCUUCUUAUUAUCUCGAUCAUUACUAUGACCCAGUGUUCCCGUUCGCUGCAGACCAUUCAAAAAGUCCCUGAACCCCUUACCAUAUUAGCCGCUGUGCUACUGGCGAUCAGUGGGACGAUCUUAUUCCUUCACUGGCGAGCGACGGUAUCGCCAGAUGAAUUGCGAUACUCUUCCAGGGCUGAAGUCUGUAGGGUCAUUAACGAUUCGGAAGCCAGCUGUCCACAACCACCCCGAAAAUCCGUUGCGGUGUAAAAUGUGUUUGUGCAUUUUAUUACAGAACAUUCGCCAUCAUUCAUCUGCAUCCAUCGAAAUCAAAUAACAUUAACCAGAAGCGUAAA
Messenger RNA from Anopheles aquasalis, 822 nucleotides. RefSeq lists its product as uncharacterized. The record is from RefSeq and is a predicted model, not a curated record. NCBI's taxonomy places the organism in Eukaryota, Metazoa, Arthropoda, Insecta, Diptera, Culicidae.